ACAAUCGUCUCCAAAAAUUUCCCGUGAGCAGGAUACAUUGCAAGGUUUGUUGAAGGAAUUAUCUACGCCCAUUAAGGGGGAGUCUGCCGAAAUUAAUGAUGAUUUUGUAGAGGGUUCUGAGAAUUCUAUAUCAAAAAAUUUAGUUCGUUUAUACCAAAAAGCAUGUAGCGCAGAAACGCGUGUGAUGAAGGCAAAUCAAGAGGAAAUUUCAUGUUGGUACCAUUAUGGGAAAGGAUAUGAGGAGAGAAUCGAUGAUAUUGUGAAAAAUGAGAAGGAG
Messenger RNA from Racocetra persica, 277 nucleotides. The record is from the annotation of a GenBank genome assembly. Lineage: Eukaryota; Fungi; Glomeromycota; Glomeromycetes; Diversisporales; Gigasporaceae.